UAGCGCUGUUUAGAGCUGUGAAUGUGGGCCAGCCUGCGCCAAACACGUCACGAUGAAUGUUUUGAAUUUUGUUGUUUUCAUGUUUAUUAUAAUUUGUCAAGCUAAAAAGAAAGAUUCUAAUAUGUCGUACAAGGAAUUCUUACAGAAUGAAGAUACUCGUCUGUCAAAGAAAGGUGCUAAAUGUAGUCUAAAGAAGGUGACUCGAAGAAAUGUAGACAAUAUACGACUUGUCUCUCAGGAUGAUGGCACAGCUCGUUGUAUCAUCCGGUAUCUCUUGGACUACCCAGAUGAUGGUUUCCUCUGGUCUGUCCUAGGGCAUAUAUACCUCCUCAGGAAAGACCCAGUGGCCUCCCAAAUCAAUGCAUGCUUUAAACAAGCUACCAAACACACAGGACAACACACACCAUUCAUAAAAAACUGGAGUUUUAUUGGACCAUUUGUGAUUGGCAAAAUGGAGCUAGAUGGAGAUCCAGUUGAGGCAUUUGGUGGAAUACAAAAUGUCUCAAAAUAUCGCUUUGAAAAAGAGAGUAAAUUGUUUUCUGAGUUAGUACCAGAUGGGGUGGUGAAGUGGAUGUCAUACCACCAAAAGUCAAAGGAGCAAAUGGUAAAGAUAACACCGAAGGUCAACUGGAAUGACCUUGUGAGUUCACUUGGGUCAAUGGGAAUAACUGAAUGGCAGGGAUGGAUAGUUGGAGAUUUUGCUGUCAAUGCCGACCAUUUGAAUUUCAUUGUCCAGUGUAUGGGUGUGAGUUCUGUCUAUAUUGAUGGGAUGUUGUAUGCAGGGGAUUUAUAUCAUCGAAGUAAAUUUUCAUUUGGCGUCAGGCUGAGUCGAGGGAUACAUUCACUCAAUAUAAGGCUGAGGGCAAAGGUAUCGGCAACAUUUAACUGUAUUUUAUCAGCUAUGCCAAAAAACUUUGAAGUGUUAUCCCCAACCUUCCUUCCUGACCUGUACGAUGGUAAUAUAUUUGGACGAUACAUAUCAUUACCUGUAGCAAACUAUCAUCCAACCAGAUGGGUCAAAAAUUUCCGUUUGAUGGUUACUGACCAGUCAGAAGGAGAAAUGCUUGAAAUUAAACCCUUGAAAAAUGAACUUGCUGUCGCACCAGGUCAAAUUAGACCUUUCCAUGUUAAAAUUUUAAACAAAUCUCCCAAAAUAUUAUCUGCUUGUCGAGAUAUUGAAGUUGAGAUAGCAAUAUCAACAUCCGAGGGAGAAGAGAACUUUCCGCUCAAUAUACGAUGUCGCAAAGCUGGAGAAUCUUUCUUGUUUACGUUUUUGGACCACGAUGGGUCAGUCCAGCAUGGUGCAGCUGUGCAACCUAUCAGAUCAUGUCGUGGUCAUCUGUGUCCAAUUGUAUUGUCUCUUCAUGGCACGACAGUACCACCACAAAACCAGGCAGACAGUUACAAGAAAAUGGUGGACAAGGAGUUUGAGUUUGGGGUUGAGCAUGCUUGGCUUGUAGCUCCUACAAGGCAUGGAGCCCACAACUGGGAGGGGCCUGGUGCACUGACAGCAAUGUCAGCCAUGUUGGCUCUCACUGAUAUUGUGCACACAUCGACCUGGAUAGAGGACAAGGCCGACCCAGACCAUGUUGUCUUUGCAGGCCACUCCAUGGGUGGUCACGGGGCGUGGCAUCUGGCCACCCACUUCCCUGACCGAGCACUGGCCCUGGUGUCUCUGGCUGGCUGGAUCAAGAAGGAGGAGUACGGAGACAGCAACCUGUUCUUCAAACAUGACCUGUCCACCAGUCAUGCCGACCCAGCAGUCAAAGCUGUCAUGGAAGCAUGUAUUGCUGAAAAUGAUGCCGACAGACAUGUCUCCAAUCUUCAGCACAUCCCAGUGUUGGCUCGAAUCGGGGCAGGUGAUCGGACAGUCCACCCCUUUUUCGUCCGGAGGAUGUACCGUCUUCUGCAGGAGUACCGUGUGCCCGUCAACUUCACAGAGCUGGCUGGCAAGGAGCACUGGUGGUGGGAUACAUGGGAGACGAAUGAUGGUGGCGUGGUCAAUGAUCAGCAGCUGAGGGACUUCAAGUCCAAGUACAUCGCAUCUCAGCUCCACAGCGGGGGUUGUUCCGCAGAUGACAAUGACUGUACCGGAGACUCUGAUGAUAAUAAAUACUCCCAGCAUGCAGCGGAAGAUCGGUUUACCCUCACAACAAUUAACCCUGCUUUUGGCGAGGGUCUCAGGGGUGUGAGAAUUCUGAGUCAGCUAGUCCCAUACAGGCUGAGUACUGUAGAGGGCCAAGUGUCAGGAAAUACUGUUCACCUGACAACAAGAAAUGUUUGGAGGUUCAGAAUUGAGGAGCCCAAACAGAGAAAAGUUCACUGGAUGCAAAGAUUUAUCAGGGUUGACAGAGAUUUCAUGGUGAACACAGACAUGUUAGCUGAGAUGGCCAAGAAUGAAGACAGUCACUUGGCGAGGGUCGACGGGGAGUGGGAGUUUGUUCAUCGCAGUGUGUACGAGAGACACGAGAGAGGACCAGAGAACUUAGGGCCUGCCAGAAGAGUGGCAGAACGCCAGUUUCUGAUCAUUGUAGGUACGCAGGGGUCACCAAUGACAAGCCAGACUUUGCUGACAUCAGCUGUCUACAUCGCUAACCAGUUCUACCUGACAUCGGACACCACUGCCAGUAUUGUCUAUGACACCGAUAUCACCCCGGACAUGGUGAACAGAAGAAACAUCAUACUGCUGGGAAGUCCCACUGAGAACCUCCUGACAUCCACGGCUCUUGCUGGACUGGAUCUGUCUGUCUCGGAUUCUGGAGACACAGUUAGGUUGAGGAAAUGCCUCUUCUCCAAGCCACGGACUGGUGUCCUCACACUGGCUCCAAAUGGUCAGCGCCAUCUUACCUUGGUCCUCAUGGGAUUGUCUAGAGAAGGACUGAUGGACAUUAUCUCCCUGGCCACACCAACCAUUCCACCAAUGGCAAGAUCCCCAUUCUCCAACCUUGUCCCGGACUACGUGAUCACCGGACCAGACUUUGGCUGGAAGGGGCCAGGGGGCUUCAGCUGUGCUGGUUUCUAUGGCAACCAGUGGGAAUAUAGAAGUGAUCUCUCCUCCUGUACCUGUUACUGAUGCCAGCUGUCUUGACGGAGAUGGAAGUGGAAUGCAGAUUAAUAUAGUUGACAUGCUAACAGUGACCAGUUUAUAAAUGUGUUACCUUGAAAACGAUUCCAUGAUUUUAGCUGUAUGUAAGUGCAAUGGUUCAGAUCUGCAGUGGAAGCUGUAUAUACCUGUGUAUAUUUUAGAAAUGAUAUUGUCCCAGUGGAACGGGAAUUGAUUUCAUUGUUUCAUAGCAAACAUUUGCUUACUGACUCAUCUCAUGUUUAAGAUGUACAACACAAAUGUUUUCCAGAUGGUCAUGACAACUCACCAGAACUGUAGCACUGUCUGUGAUGGUUGUGUGUCAUGCAGGGCGUGAUGUGUGCACAUUCCAAGUUUUAGUAUCAACUUACACAUAUCACAGCCUCAAGUAAACCCAGUGGUAAGUGAGUGACAUAAUUGACCACUGGGGUAUCAUGAUUAAUGGCAGAUUUGUACCUGACAAUAUAAUACAUUUAAAGCCUACCAUAUCUGUGCAUUGUAAAUUCGGUAUCAAUUCUAAAAUCUAGGGUCAUUGGUUUGUUGUUUACUGCUGCACUCAGCAAUAGUCCAGAGAUCUACGCAAUUGGGAUACGAUGACAUGUGUCAACCAAAUCAGUGAGCCUGACCACCUGAUUCUGUUAGUCGCCUCUUACGACAAACAUGGGUUACUGAAGACCAAUUCUAACCCGGAUUUUCAUAGGUUCCAAAAUCUGAUAUUUAGGGUUUGCAAUGCUUGAUAACUCAGACCACCCAGAUUACCAUACUUCACUACAUGAUACUGGUAGACUCAGCCAUAGAUUGGCUAGCUAUGUGAGUGGAACAUGAACCUAUGUUUUUCCAAGCCACAUGGAAUAUUUGGUUCAAAACUGGUGCAAAAUUUGUAUUGCAAUAUGUUGCAUUUCAUGUCUAAAGGUUUUGUGAUGUUUUGGUUAUGAUACUGACACCCCAGCAAUUAUGUUGCAGUACAUUGUCCUUUAGUUGCCAUGUAGUUUCUUGUAAUCAUCCUAUAUUACCAAAUGAGAAAAGGUCGGGGUUUUGAGCCCCAACUGCGUCAGACCAAAGGACGUUAAAUGAUGGUACUUGAUGUUGCCCUGCCUGGAACUUGGCAUUGAAGAAGAAAACAAGGACUGGUUGACUAUAGUCAGUAUAAUGGGUCUGAGUGUGAUAUACAUGUGGUAUCCCCGUGGGCUAAGUGCAGGCAGACAUACACAAAGUCACACAAGCCACUUGAGUUCAGUUAUCCUAGACAUGAGAUAAACCCCAAUUCCCUUAAUCUCACCUAUUGUAUGAGUAAGUACUGCAUUUUCUACAUGUUAAUACUUUGGUUAAACCCACAAGCACUGACAAGAAGCUGACUAUUUAACCUUAAACAUUUGGCCAGACUGAAGUGCAAAUUACAUUUGAGCAUCAUAGGCCUGCUACUGUGUUACUGCUGCCAUGAAGUGAGGUGUAAAUGAAUGGAAAGUUGUAUCAUAUUAUUUGUCUGUUUCACGGUUUUUAAAAAGAUGUCAUUUGUUGUGUGUGAAAAGUGCUAAGUAAGGUAUCUCCUGGCUGUAUACACUGAAACACAGGCACCAAUGGGAUGCUGACUUGCCAAGGAAUGAAUGUGUUGUGCUACGUUUGUGCUAUGUUGUUGUUCCUGCUGCUGUGUAUGAUGUGAAAUUAAAUGAAUGGAAAUAUA
Haliotis rubra (blacklip abalone) is the source of this 4763-nucleotide messenger RNA. RefSeq lists its product as uncharacterized. Bases 53 to 3073 code for a protein of 1006 amino acids. The transcript is spliced from 13 exons. Lineage: Eukaryota; Metazoa; Mollusca; Gastropoda; Lepetellida; Haliotidae. The record is from RefSeq and is a predicted model, not a curated record.